GGCAACGCCACCGCCUUGCUUGCAUUACACGAACGAUAGACUGUGUGUGACCUAUACAUAUAUGGGCGGAGGACAAUCGCUGCUGGCGGCGGCUGCCGACGCUGCGAAGAACAACUGCGUGGAACUGGACUGGUCCAACCGACGCACCGACGACAACCCGAAGCUUGUCACGAUCGUGCCGCCGUCUUUCGUGUCGCAUCUCCUCGGGUCGACCUUGACGGACUUGCGGCUUUCUGGGAAUGGGAUCGCGCAGCUUCCCGCGAGUUUUGGCCGCCUCGUCGCUCUAGAACGGUUGCAAGUAGACCACAACCAGCUCGUGGAAUUGCCGUUUUCAUUCAACAAGCUCGUCCGACUGCGUGAUUUCGACGCGAGUUGGAACCAAUUGGCAUCUUUGCAUCCAACGUUUAGCGAACUGACGUCGCUACAGCGCCUGUGGCUGCAUCACAACCGCCUGGAGACGCUACCGCCGGCGCUUGGCGACCUCCAAGCCCUCGAGCGUGUGUUCGUGCAACACAACGUCCUCUCCGCCCUGCCGUUUUCAAUCGUUCUGUUGCCUAGGUUGACGGAGCUGGACGCGAGCGACAACAAGAUCUGCAUGCUGCCGGAAGAAUGGCAGACGGCGCCAGCGGUCACGACGUUGCGACUGACGCGGAACUUGCUCAAGCAGCUGCCAAUUGGGUUGGGGGCAUUGCAGCAGCUGCACACAUUGUCGCUUCAGAGCAACAGACUGCUGGAGCUGCCUGCGAUAUGUGCGUCGCUCGUCAACCUGCGAAAUUUGAGCUUGACAAGUAACCGCAUCGACACGUUCCCCGCCGCCGCCUUGGACGGCAUGCGACGGCUGCGCGUGCUCACGUAUACCCAAAACAAGCUCAACGCGGUCGACGCGACGCUGUUCCACCUGACAAAGUUGGUGUACUUGGACUUGUCUGAAAACGGCCUCGUCCAGCUCCCAGACGACAACGACUCCGACUCUACAGCAUCCUCGUCGACAAAUGAUGCCAAUCACGGCACAUGGGCAUGCUUGGCCUGCCUGCAAGAGUUCCACGUGUCCAACAAUAGACUCUCGAGAUUGCCCCGGGGUUUGGAAGCGUUGCCAGCUUUGCACUUCCUCAACGUGUCCAACAAUGCUCUGGUCGAGAUUGGAGCGGCCAUAGGCCAAAUGCGUGGGAUGCACACGUUGUGGCUAGCAGGCAAUCAGCUGCAAGUUCUUCCGUCCGAGCUCAGCCAGUGCACACAACUUACCGCGUUACUUGUCGAUCGCAAUGAUUUGCAGUCGCUGCCACGGUCCAUCACGACCCUCCCAAACUUGCACACGUUGAGCGUGGACCGCAAAACUUUUGCGCUCUUGGACCCAGCCGUGCUCACGUUUUGCACGGCGCUGCCAACGUUCGACAUUCUCGGGCUUUAAAUUAUAAGUCAAAAUAUGUUUGGAUCUCAA
Molecule: messenger RNA, 1438 nt
Organism: Aphanomyces astaci
Lineage: Eukaryota; Oomycota; Saprolegniomycetes; Saprolegniales; Verrucalvaceae
Exons: 9
Coding region: 62-1408 (448 amino acids)
Molecular function (GO): protein binding
Source: RefSeq, a predicted model, not a curated record